Salvia hispanica is the source of this 3675-nucleotide messenger RNA. It is a transcript of the gene ELF8, whose product is annotated as binding protein. Gene Ontology annotation, cellular component: Cdc73/Paf1 complex. The record is from RefSeq and is a predicted model, not a curated record. Gene Ontology annotation, biological process: RNA processing; transcription elongation by RNA polymerase II; regulation of DNA-templated transcription. Gene Ontology annotation, molecular function: RNA polymerase II complex binding. Lineage: Eukaryota; Viridiplantae; Streptophyta; Magnoliopsida; Lamiales; Lamiaceae.
AUCCGUCGUCGGAUUUACAACUACAACGCCCCCAAAAUUCAACUAGGGCUAGCCGCGCCACCGUCUUCCGGUCCCAAUUCCGGCCAAUAGAGACGUUCUCUUUGGGGAAUUAGCCGUUUCCGGACCAGCUGAGAGAGAAGCUUGAGAAAUUUGAUUCCAGAAGUUAUGGCUUGCGUUUAUAUACCAGUGCAGAAUUCGGAAGAAGAGGUGAGGGUGGCUCUUGAUCAGCUGCCACGGGACGCCACCGACAUCCUCGACAUUCUGAAGGCCGAGCAAGCGCCGCUCGAUCUGUGGCUCAUAAUCGCGAGGGAGUACUUCAAACAAGGAAAGGUGGAUCAAUUUAAACAAAUAUUGGAGGAAGGAUCCAGUCCUGAAAUUGAUGAAUAUUACGCAGAUGUAAGGUAUGAGAGAAUUGCAAUUCUGAAUGCCUUGGGGGCAUAUUACAGCUACCUUGGGAAAAUUGAGACAAAAUAUAGGGAAAAGGAAGAUUAUUUUAUUCAGGCCACAAAGUAUUAUAACAAGGCGUCAAGGAUUGACAUGCAUGAACCUUCAACCUGGAUUGGCAAAGGUCAGCUUUUACUGGCCAAGGGAGAUGGUGAACAGGCAUUCAAUGCAUUCAAAAUUGUAUUAGAUGGUGAUCGUGAUAAUGUUCCAGCUCUUCUUGGACAGGCUUGUGUUCACUUUAACCGCGGUCGAUAUUCUGAAGCACUUGAGUUAUACAAGAGAGCAUUACAAGUCUAUCCAUGGGCCCCCUCUGUAAGAGUUGGGAUAGCUCUUUGCCAUUAUAAAUUGGGUCGUUUUGAGAAGGCAAAGCAAGUAUUUCAUCGUGUUCUACAGUUAGACCCGGAUAAUGUUGAAGCACUUGUUGCACUUGGGAUUUCAGAUUUGCAAACUAAUGAAGCUUUUGAUAUUAGGCAUGGGAUGGAAAAGAUGCAGCAAGCCUUUGAGAUCUAUCCCUACUGUGCCAUGUCACUAAAUUAUCUUGCUAAUCAUUUCUUUUUCACUGGUCAACAUUUCCUUGUUGAGCAGUUGACUGAAACUGCGCUUGCUGUAACUAUGCAUGGCCCAACAAAGGCACAUUCUUACUACAAUCUGGCUCGCUCUUACCACAGCAAGGGUGAUUAUGAAAAGGCAGGAAUGUAUUAUAUGGCCUCUGUUAAGGAGAGCAAUAGUGCCCAUGAUUUUGUAUUACCUUACUAUGGUUUGGGGCAAGUGCAACUCAAAUUAGGAGAUCUAAGAAGUUCUUUGACAAAUUUUGAAAAGGUCUUGGAGGUUCUACCAGAGAAUUGUGAUACAUUAAAAGCUCUUGGACACAUUUAUGUUCAACUUGAGCAGCCUGAGAAAGCCCAAGAACUAUACAGGAAAGCCACAAAAAUUGAUCCACGUGAUCCUCAGGCAUUUCUGGAUCUUGGUGACCUAUUAAUUUCAACAGAUGCCAAUGCUGCCUUAGACACCUUUAAAACCGCUCGUAAUCUGCUGAAACGAGGGAAUGAGGAAGUACCUUUAGAGCUUCUUAACAAUAUUGGCGUACUCCAUUUUGAAAGGGGAGAAUUUGAGCUUGCAGCAGAGGCAUUUAAGGAAGCACUUGGAGAGGGCAUAUGGUGCAACUUUUUUGAUGCUGAAGGAGAAUCUAUUUUAAACAAGGCACAGACAAAUGGUGAAGCCCGAAGUCAAAAUGAGCAACUGAGCCCUAAUCGUAGAGCCCGAGCUAAUUUAAUUAACAGUGUACGGUAUCCUGUUGAUGCCAGCUCAGUUAUCCGUCAAUACAAAGACUUGACAUUAUUUCAACGGCUUGAGGAACAAGGCUUAUCUGUUGAACUUCCAUGGGAUAAAGUUUCAGCAUUAUUUAAUCUGGCUCGGGUGCUGGAGCAGCUGCAUAACACUGAAUCAGCCAGCACUUUUUACCGUAUGAUAAUGUAUAAGUAUCCAGAGUACACAGAUGCUUAUUUGAGGCUUGCUGCCAUUGCAAAAGCUCGAAACAAUGUUCAAGUCAGCCUCGAACUGAUUGGGGAUGCACUAAAGGUGGAUGAGAAGUGCCCAGAUGCUUUACUGAUGCUUGGAGAUUUGGAACUAAAGAAUGAUGAUUGGGUCAAGGCAAAAGAAACAUUCCGGACUGCAAAGGACUCAACUGAUGCGAAAGAUUCUUAUGCUGCAGUUUGUCUGGGAAAUUGGAAUUACUUUGCUGCAAAUCGAAAUGAGAAAAGAGCUCCUAAGUUGGAAGCUACACAUUAUGAGAAGGCAAAGGAACUAUAUACAAAGGUUCUUUUACUGCAAUCUGCUAAUCUGUACGCUGCAAAUGGUGCUGGUAUGGUUUUUGCUGAAAAAGGGCAAUUUGAUAUUGCUAAGGAUCUUUUCACACAGGUUCAAGAAGCUGCAAGUGGAGUUUUUAAUGUUCAGAUGCCAGAUGUGUGGAUCAAUGUGGCUCACGUUCACUUUGCGCAAGGCAACUUUGCAUUGGCUGUGAAAAUGUAUCAAAACUGUCUCCGCAAGUUCUUCUAUAACACUGACAGUCAAGUGCUUCUCUACUUAGCACGCACACAUUAUGAAGCAGAACAAUGGCAAGAGUGUAAAAAGACAUUACUAAGAGCAAUCCACAUGGCUCCUUCAAAUUAUACAUUGAGGUUUGAUGUUGGAGUUACUCUACAGAAGUUCUCAACGUCAACACUUCAAAAGACAAAAAGGACCGUGGAUGAGAUUCGGGCUACUGUAGCAGAGCUCAAGAACGCUGUUCGCGUAUUCAGCUUGCUGUCUGCAGCUUCAAACCUCCACUCCCAUGGUUUUGACGAGAAGAAGAUUGAGACUCAUGUUGCAUACUGCAAACAUUUGCUUGAAGCUGCAAACGUCCAUUGUGAGCUUGCUGAGCGUGAAGAAAUGCAGACCAUGCAGAGAUUGGAGGUCAUGCGUCAGAUGGAGUUGGCUGACGAAUCCCGCAGAAAGGCAGAAGAACAGAGAAAAGUUCAGUUGGAGAAAAGAAAGCAGGAGGAUGAGUUUAAGCAAGUCAUGCAACAAGAGAAACACUUGCAGCGGAUCAAGGAACAAUGGAAGAGUUCUUCCUCAAAACGGAAAGAGAAACCGGCUGAAGAUGAGGAGGGAGGGCAAAGGAGGAGGAAAGGUGGAAAGCGGAGGAGGAAGGAUAAGAAAUCACGCGAUGAAUCUGAGGAAGCAGAGGCUGAGACAUACGAUCAGGAGGAGAUGGAUUAUGACGACAACAAUGCAAGCUACAGAGAGCAAUAUAAUCAGACAAAUGAUGCUGAUGACAGAGAAGAUGCUCCCCAAGAUCUUCUUGCAGCAGCUGGGCUAGAAGAUUCUGAUGUAGACGAUGAAGAAGCUGCACCUUCAAGCAUAAAUCGACGAAGAAGGGCCUUGUCAGAAUCAGAUGAAGACGAUGAGCCAUUGCAGAGGCGGCAAGAGCCCGAGCCUGAGCCUGAGCCUGAGCCUGAGCCUGAGCCUGAGCCUGAGCCUGAGCCUGAGCCUGAGCCUGAUCAGACAGCUGAUAUGCAGAUGAGCGAUGGAGAGGUGAAUGUAGGUGAUGAUGAAGAUUGAAGUGUCUGAGGCUCACAGCUUUUUGUAGUAGUGUGUAAACGUGCUUUUUAUGGAAUAUCUGCUUCCCUUUUUCCUUCCCAUUUAUUGCUUAUCUAAUGUAGAUUUGUAUAUAUAAUCAAAUUCCAAUUCUAA